UAGUGACCAUCCACAAGCAGUUUCUUCUAGGCUGCCAAAAGAUGUUUUUGACAAAAUUGAGCAAACAGAAGUAGAAACAAUAUCUUCAAAAGGUUCAAGUGGUGUCUUAUUAGGAAACUAUAAAACAGAGGAAGAAAAGACAGGCGAGAUGACAAAAGAAAUUAGAGAGAAGAACAGCAAAGCUCCAUUGCCAACAACAGCUCAAUAUGAAACAUCUUCAGAUCUUGUUCCAAAAGCAGAACUUGUAGCCUGUUCAUCAGCAGACUACUUGGAGAACAGUUCUUUAGCUACUCCUCAGUUAUUCCAUUCAAAAUCUGUACAGAAGGCAGAACCACAAGAAAAAUUUCAUCAAAGAAGAGAAAACACUGCAGAGGCCUUACCAGAGGGAUUUUUUGAUGAUCCAGAAGUAGAUGCAAAGGUGCGCAAGGUUGACACUCCAAAGGAUCAGAUGGACAAAGAAUGGGAGGAAUUCCAGAAAGCUAUGAGACAAAUCAAUACAAUUUCAGAAGCUAUAGUGGCUGAAGAAGAUGAAGAAGGGCGACUUGACCGUCAAAUUGGAGAAAUUGAUGAACAGAUAGAAUGUUUCCGUCGGGUUGAACAACUGCGUGACCGCCAGGAAAUAAGGAAAGAUAAAUUAAAGGAAGCCAUGACUCGAAGAGUCACACAGACUAAAGAAGAGGAUGAUAUUGGAAGUAAUGAUGAAGGUGAAUUGCAGGACUUGCUGUCUCAAGACUGGAGAGCAAAAGGAACAAUAUUGUAAGUGCCUGAGAAGAGGAAUUAAUUUCCUAAUUAUUAUAUUGUUCUUUUAUCACAUACUAACAUUUUUCAUACAUAUGUAUGUACAUGUAUGAAGUCUUGUGGGUGUUAAAACCAUCUGUUGUAAAAAUAUUUUUAUAAAAUCUAUUAUAGCUGUUAUGGAAACAAAAAAAACUUUUAUUUGAGCCAGUACUGUGCCAGCAGUAGCUUUUUAAUAUGCAUUGAAGUAUGCUCUUUUUUUUCUGAAGGCAGAUCAACAUUAAAAACAAUGUUUACCAGUUAGAACUAUUUUGUAGUCUUAAAUAGAAACCUAUUUACUUUUAUUUCCUGCACCUAACAUAUGCCACAAUUGUGACCUGCAUACUAUAUUGGAAACUUACAUUAACUUGUGUUUCCUUAGAUUCAUAAAUUAGCUAUUAUCUUAGACAUCUGUUGUAAAUCUAAAUCUAUUGCCUCACAGAAAUCAGAGUUUUCAAACUCACUGAAGUUCACUGAAGUUGUGCAUUUUGUAGCCUUGCAUUUAAUAACUGUUUAUUUGAUGCAGACAUUCAUUAGCAAAUAUCAGUGAAUGUCUACCAAUGUAUAAUCCUUGGAAAAGAUGCCCCAUUAAAUUCAACAUCAUGAGUUUUCCAAGUAAAUGUGUUCUUUUCACACAAUGAAUAUCUUCCUUCUUUCCUCCUGCAUGAUGUCAUGCGCACACUCCUAAAGAUUAUUCGGUGAUGCUCAGUAAGAAAGGAUGAGACUUAAUGGUUUUUAUAAACAUCUCUAAAUUAUAUUGACCCAAUACUAGGAAUGAAGGUUUGGGGCUUAGCUGGAUUAAACUGGCAGUAAAUGAAUAUUUAAUGAAUAAAUUAGUUUCAGAGACAAUUUGAUAAUGGGACCCGUUAACCUAAAAUGUCUAAAUCUCACUUGUUUCAUUUUCAUCACAUUCAUUCAUUUUGUCACAUAGUACAUGGGAUUCUUUCUACAACCCUCUUUAAGAAACAGCAGAUUUAUACACAUAAAACUUCAUUUUAAAAUGGAAUGUGAAAAACUAAUAAUUUAUAAUACUUGCUACCUGUAUAGAAGAAAUAAAGCUUAAAGGUUUUAAUUUAAUUUCCACAUUAAUAAAUGAAAUAGGGAUGAGAGCACACAACCUUACCAAGUUUUGGUAUAACUGUAAUAUAUACUUCAUUAAAUUAAGAUGAUAAAAUACCAUUUUCAGAAAUGUCAACUAUGUAGUUGAUAAAACUUACAAAGUAUAUCUGUUAUGCCGUUCUACAGGAAAUCCAUCCAGACUUGAUGCUUUUUCAUUACUCAUACUCCAUACCACUUUUUUAUCUCUUCCAUAGUGAAUUGUCAUUGGAAAGGUAAUUUUAGCUUAAAAAUGACUAUAUCUCCAUCAAAUAAAUGUUAGAU
Protobothrops mucrosquamatus (brown spotted pit viper) is the source of this 2154-nucleotide messenger RNA. It is a transcript of the gene ZNF830, whose product is annotated as zinc finger protein 830. The coding region runs from base 149 to 760 and encodes 203 amino acids. Gene Ontology annotation, cellular component: spliceosomal complex; nucleus. Gene Ontology annotation, molecular function: nucleic acid binding; zinc ion binding. The transcript has 7 exons. The record is from RefSeq and is a predicted model, not a curated record. NCBI's taxonomy places the organism in Eukaryota, Metazoa, Chordata, Lepidosauria, Squamata, Viperidae. Gene Ontology annotation, biological process: nuclear DNA replication; mitotic DNA damage checkpoint signaling; mitotic DNA replication checkpoint signaling.